Dendronephthya gigantea is the source of this 3173-nucleotide messenger RNA. Its product is annotated as GATOR complex protein WDR24-like. The record is from RefSeq and is a predicted model, not a curated record. Gene Ontology annotation, molecular function: protein binding. The transcript has 25 exons. Bases 152 to 2557 code for a protein of 801 amino acids. NCBI's taxonomy places the organism in Eukaryota, Metazoa, Cnidaria, Anthozoa, Malacalcyonacea, Nephtheidae. Gene Ontology annotation, biological process: positive regulation of TOR signaling.
AACACUUCAACAGGUUUGUAUCAAAAACCUACGGAAUGUAACAAUAUUUUUAAUUUUUUGGAUACGUUUUAUGAAAUAUGAACGAGAAACAAUAAAUGAACUCGUUUGCAACAAUAUAAGCCACUGAAACAGAAAUUUGUUCGCGCUGAUCAUGCGUGCUGCAGAGAAAGGUGGCACUGGCAAGUCCAGUGGGUACAAUGUUUUCAAUACAGAACCAAUAACUGCCAUGGACAUUUCUACAAAAGAACCAUCUUUUAUUGCAGUGGCUGGAAGAAAAGUGCUUAAAAUCUUGCAAGUUCAGAAGAACGUGUUUAGUGAAGUGGCCAAUCUGUGUAGCGCGAAUAAGAAAUUGGGCCUGGAUUACAGCAUGACUGAUGUGAGAUGGGAACCUGCUGGAGAUGAAAGGCUGGCGACAGCAGCAGGCAAUGGAACUAUCUUAGUAUGGAAUGUGAAUUUGGCAAAAAACGCGAAGCAAGUGAACUGCGGGAAAAGAGACAUAGCAGAACACAGAAGAACUGUGAAUAGGAUUUCGUUCCAUCCUACCGAACGUGAUAUCUUGAUCAGUGGCUCACAAGAUGGCACCAUGCGUUAUUUUGAUCUUCGUAAGGCAGACGCGUGUUUGACAUUUAAAGGAAAGUCGCAGAACGCCAGCGUCCGUGACGUGAAGUUCAAACCAUCUGACGCCAGAUAUUUUGCUGCCGCAAUGGAAAACGGUGAAAUUCAGCUAUGGGAUUCGCGCAAGAUCGACAAUUAUUUGCAAGCGUUUGUCGCACACGUCAGUGGUCCAGUUUUUUCAAUCGACUGGCAUCCCGAGGACCACGAUUGCCUUGGCACUGCUGGAAGAGAUAAGUUCAUUAAAGUUUGGGACACGCAGCACAAGCCGACGGAGACGCAUCAAAUUCGAGCUAUUGCUGAGGUCGCUCGUAUUAAAUGGAGACCAUUUCGAAAAUAUCAUAUCGCGAGUUGUGCUUUGUUGGUGGAUAACUGUGUUAGCGUGUGGGAUAUACGUAGACCAUAUCUUCCGCACGCUCAGUUCACACAACACCAGGACGCUGUUACAGGAAUUGUUUGGGACCACAAGGACCCCAAUAUAUUGUUCUCAUGCGGAAAGGAUUCGAUGAUUUAUCAAAACUGGUUUGUAGACGCCUACAGACCUGCGGAGCAUGCUCCUCCUGUUGCACUUGGUUUUAGCUCUACUGGAGAUAUUGCAUUUGCAAGAAGUGGUCAACUUACUCCUCCUGAACCAAAGCCGAAAAUGAAAUUUAAUGCCCAUUUGACCGCUUCACUCGGAGCAAUGCGUAAUCAGCAGCCAGCUAAGGUCGAGGAAGUCACUGCAGUUACUAGCACGUUGUCGAUGUACAAUUUUCCUGCUGGUAGUAUUGGUGACUUAAAAAACUUUAAGGUAUUGGCCAAGAACUACCUUCUCAGCGGACAGCCUUUUGAUGAACUUUGCGACCACAAUGCUGAGCAAUGUAGUAAGCUUGGACUCCGUCAUGAGGCGCAGACGUGGAACAUAAUAAAGGUCAUGUAUUCGUGUAAUUUCUCCGAGCUGCUGCCACCUUCGAGCUUCGCCAAAGCUGUGCAAAAUGAUUCUUCGUCAGUUGCUCCGGCACAGUUGGCUACAGAAACGAACCAAAAUAGUCAGACUGUCGACACAUUCAAUGAUGAAGACAAAGAAGUUCAGAAUAUAUUAAGUAAAAAGGACAUUCAAUCUGAUGAACAACAAGAAGAUUCGUCAACAAGCGAAGAUGAUAUUACAGAGAGUGACACAUUUUUUGGCGAUAAAGAUUUUGUAUUUAGUGAAGAGCAGGAAUUCCAGUUUGAUUCUCAGGAUAUCAGUGGAGAAAUGCAAUUAGAAGAUUACACGUUGGCUAAUGAGGCAUUUGAGCCUAGGCAGAACAUUGAAGAUAGACCACCAUCAUUAGAAACAGACCAGGAAAGACCUGAUACGCCAAUAAGUCCCAUAGAUUCUGAUAUUGCAAGUGUAUAUACCCAACAAACGUCGUUUGUGGAAUCUUUGCUAACAAAUCAGGGAGAGAUGAAAAAUGUACUUUUUCCAAAAUGGGAUUGCUCAGGGGUCGUGAAAGAUUGCUUGAAAUACUAUGCUAACAAGGGAGAUAUUCAGAUGUGCGUAUCAGUUCUGCUUGUUCUUGGUGAUAAGAUAAGACCCGAGAUAGACGAGAAAGUGCAGGAAGAAUGGUUUAAGUCAUAUUUAGAUUUACUUAGCUGUUUACAAAUGUGGACAAUUUCAGCUGAAAUAAUUAAUAUUUCAAAUUUGCCUGCCUUAACGGAGCUAAACCAGACGUCCACGACAGUUCACACACUAUGUAGUAAUGAAAAAUGUCGAAAGCCACUUCCGCCAGAUAAAUGUGGUUGGACUUGUGCCAAGUGCAAGAGCCUUUCUCCGGCCUGCUCUAUCUGCAAUACGACGGUACGCGGCCUGUUAGCCUGGUGCCAAGGAUGUGGUCACGGCGGUCACCUGCGACAUAUUAAAGAUUGGUUCCAGAAAUAUCGCAGUUGUCCUACAGGGUGUGGUCAUAACUGUGAAUAUAGAUGAUAAAUGCUAAAUAUUUGCAAAUCCGUGUGCUGUUAAAAACUUUCCGAGAUGUUUUCAAACCCAACUCAUCUUGGUUUUGCCGAACUGAGGUCUGAUUUCAAAACGUUAAUGUCCAGGUUUCAAAAACUCUUCCAGUGCACGUGCAUGCAUGGUUAACGCUGAAUUAUAAAUAUUAAGUAAUUGUUUAUAAAGUGGAAGGUAAUACAGGAUAAUCUAAUUUUAUUUUAAUUGAAGAUUGGUUAAACUUCUUACUGAUUCCCGAAGCCCUAGUUAUACACGAUACAGGAUUCGUAAAAAGCGUAUAGUUAAUUGUGAUAGUCAGUGCAUGUACUCGUAGGGGGGUUGUACGAACACACAUAAUUGUGCAAUUAUUAAAAAACCUGAUGUCGAAAUUAUGCCAAUCCGGUAUCGUGCGUGUGACUGGGCGUGACGAUUGAAAUUAUGCCUGCAUGCUUUUAUGUAUAGAGAAGUAAAUUAAAAACCUUCUUAGCAUUUUAAAACGAACGAGCGCUUUUGGUCAAAUUAUAAUAGAUUAAACAAUGUUUAAGUUUUUAAAAUUUUUGAUCUGCCAAGUAGAAAACUUUGUGCAUAAUAAAAACCUCCUGAUCUUCCAAAA